This is a messenger RNA of Oncorhynchus kisutch (coho salmon), 6343 nucleotides long. Its product is annotated as nucleus accumbens-associated protein 1. NCBI's taxonomy places the organism in Eukaryota, Metazoa, Chordata, Actinopteri, Salmoniformes, Salmonidae. The record is from RefSeq and is a predicted model, not a curated record. Gene Ontology annotation, biological process: regulation of transcription by RNA polymerase II. The transcript has 8 exons. The coding region runs from base 694 to 2367 and encodes 557 amino acids. Gene Ontology annotation, molecular function: protein binding; RNA polymerase II cis-regulatory region sequence-specific DNA binding; DNA-binding transcription factor activity, RNA polymerase II-specific.
GCGUGUCCUGAGAUGACCUGUUGAUGUCGGUAAAAUGGAGUAUAGCAGUGAGAGUCAUUUCCCCAUCCCAAAAAUAUUUAAAUAAACACGAUUUGGAAUCGAUAGCUGACACCGUGGGACAACUGUCAACCUCAUCGAUACAGUUUGUGACAAUCUGUUGUUUUUAAUUCGUGGGUAAUCGCGGAAGCAGCGGAGACUGUGCGGUUGUCUGAGUGCAUGAGGUGGAUGGUGCGCUGGGGCGAACCCAAAAUAUUUUAGCAGUGCUAUGUUAGCUUGCUAGUUUAGCUAGCUUAGCUAGUCCUGACAGGCACCCGAUUCACAGGCCUGCGGAUGGGAUGCGUAUAUUGCAAUGAAAGACGGGACUAAAAGCGAAAGAUGUGGACCUUUUCAAACUGAUUAAAGUUCGUUAUUAUAUCCGUAUACGUUUUUGACAGCUGGCAAACGCCGUGGCGCUCCUGGAUCGCGUGUUGCUGCAGUCACUGCCAUUCUCUGUCGCCCCCCGGCCCGUGCCAGUGGAGCACUCCGAGCGGGCAGACUGGCACACGGCGCGGCGGUCACCUCGGUACACAGACAGCUAUCGCCGCGGUUUGAUCUUGUAUCCUGGUCAAAACCCAAGUCGCUGGAGAUACAAUUUGUAGCUAGUAACAGCUAGCUAUCACUUAAGAGACCCUGUGGUGGUGUGCGUAGCGCACCAUGGCCCAGACCCUUCAGAUGGCGAUUCCUAACUUUGGCAACAACGUCCUGGAGUGUCUGAACGAGCAGCGUCUCCAGGGGCUCUACUGCGAUGUCUCCGUGGUCGUCAAGGGACACGCCUUCAAGGCUCACCGUGCCGUGCUUGCGGCCAGCAGCUCUUACUUCCGGGACCUGUUCAGCACUGGGGGAGGCAGCGGCUCCAAGACCCCCACAGUGGUGGAACUGCCCCCGGCCGUCCAGCCCCAGAGCUUCCAGCAGAUCCUGGCCUUCUGCUACACAGGUCGCCUCAGCAUGACAGUGGGAGACCAGUUCCUCCUCAUGUACACCGCAGGCUUCCUGCAGAUCCAGCAGAUCAUGGAGAAGGGCACAGAGUUCUUCCUCAAGGUUUCCUCGCCCAGCUGUGACUCCCAGGGCCUGCAAGCCGAGGAGGCUCCGCCCUCCGAACCCCAGAGCCCCGUCACUCAAACCGUUGCCAUGGGGACUGGCAGUCGCCCCGCCUCCUGCCUUACCCCCCUCCCCCUCGUGUCGCGGGUGAAGACAGAGCAGCAGGGCAACCAAUCAGAAGCCUCGCCCUACUCGGUGGUGUGCACCCCUGUGGCCAAGCGCUUGUGGGAGGGCGGCAGCAGCCGAGACGGGGGUGGAGGGGGCUCAGGUGGAGGCGGAUCCAGGAAGGCCGCCCGCUUUUCCCAGGAGUCCGUGCGAGGGAGUGCCAUCCAGAGCUCGGGGGCACUGGCACUGGCCAUGGGGAUGGGGGCCAGUGGGGCGGGGAUAGGAUCAGGGGUCGGGGGUCACGGCAGCGGUUCCAACGGGAGUGUGGUCUCCAUGGGCAACGUGGCAUCGGAGGGCGCCAGCCCGGGCACGAUGAGCGCCUACACCAGUGACUCGCCUAUCAGUUACCAUGACGAGGAGGAAGAGGAGGAGGUGACGGAGGAGCAGACGGAGGAGCAGUACAGGCAGAUCUGUAACAUGUACACCAUGUACAGCAUGCUCAACGUGGGCGCCGCAGCUGGUGAGCGUGUGGAGGCCCUACCGGACCACUCAGAGACCCGGGGUCGUAUGCGGGGUCGCCAGGACCUGUCGUCUCUCCCCGCUGAGCUCAUCACACAGAUAGGCAACCGCUGCCACCCCAAACUAUACGAGGAGGGGGACCCCGCAGAAAAACUAGAGCUUGUCUCAGGUACGUGUGUGUUCAUAUCUCGAGCCCAGCUGAUGAACUGUCAUGUGAGUGCAGGGACCAGACACAAGGUGUUACUCAGGAGGCUGCUGGCUGCCUUCUUCGACAGGAAUACUCUGGCUAACAGCUGUGGAACAGGAAUCCGCUCCUCCACUAACGACCCCAGCCGCAAGCCCCUGGACAACAGAGUGUUGCACGCAGUCAAAUUCUACAGCCAGAACUUUGCCACGAGCUUCAAGGAGAGCGAGAUGAACGCCAUCGCGGCGGACAUGUGCACCAACGCCCGCCGCGUCGUCCGCAAGAGCUGGAUCCCCAAGCUGAAGCUGCUCAUGGCCGAGGGCGACGCGUACUCCGCCUUCCUCCCCGACGCCAAGAUGGAGGCCGACGCCCUAGGGGCGGAGCCAACCUUUGAACCCAACUCCCUGGAGGGCGCCGAGACGGGUGGCUCGUCCGGCGAGUCGCUGCAGGGGGUGGGCAGCGACGGAGGCACUUUGUUUUAGAUGGGGAGGUGGAGUACAGAAGUGUUUAGAAGACGAUGAUGAUGAUGAAUACCUAUAUUUCCCUGUACUCCUUUCUUCUCCUUUGGUGGUGUGGCCCAUCCCCCUGACCCUUUGGCCUUUUGAUCCUCCACCUCCGACAUGUGACUCUGAAACGUUGCUAGGGGAAACAGGGGUUGUUACCAGGAAGUUAUGCUUUAAUUUUGAAAGCGAGAGUCCAAGCAAUCGUAACUUCCAAUAUGGUUUCUGCUGUAUAUUAGUAUGGGGGUAGAGAAAGGGUGAUGGGUUUGUGGGGAUGCAGUAUUUUGGGGGGAUUAACCAAAUUCCUGCCUCACCAUAUCAAAACACAUUCCCCUGGUUUUGAAUGUAGAUGUCAGCAGCACAAUGUCAGUCUGAACGAUUGUAUCCCAACCUCUUGAGGAAAAAGAAACCGACAGAAAGAUAACUACUCUAUGGAUAUGAGAGAGACUGUAGUUUCUCUCUAGAAUGAGGGGGAGAGAGGGAGCGAUAGAAAGACCCCUAACCCACCAACCCCACACCCUUCUGUGACCAGAACAAAAUGAUUAUGCCCUCAGUUUUAAUGUACUGUCUCUCUUCUUGUAGCUUUUCUGAUCACAGCUCAUUUCUCUGUAACAUGGAUCCAGAGAUGAGGACUACAGGUUGUACCAUAAUUGUAAAGAAAUCCAAGGGGAACAGAAAAAGACGGUCAUAUUUUUUUGAAUAUGUAUUUAUACAACCGUGGGUGUGUACAGAGAGAAAGAGAGGGAUUGGUUUUAAAUCUCUGUUGUUUUAUUGUAUUUUGAACAGCUGUUUUUGCAAAGAAAGUCCUGCUCCGAAAAAUAAGAUUUAAAAGCAAAUAAGUAAAAGUGCUAUUUUUGCAUAAAAAUAUGGUAUUGAUCAAGUGGCCAGAAAAGUCUUAACGUAGGGCCUUUUGAGUUUUUUGUUUUGACAAACUAUUGAACUGAAAAAUAUCUGUUAAGACAGAACUGGGCACUUUCUACCUGCGGCAAUCCAAUAUAGCUUAUCUUAUUCUUGUCCUUUUUUCUCUAUGGAAAUUGUCAAGGAAGCCUACCUAUGUGGCUGUUCACAACGAUGACUGACUCUGUUAUGCUUGCUAGCGAUGUUACUAUGCUAGCUAAACUGCUUACUCGGAAAUCACGGCUAAAUGUAAAAAUGCACAGCUUGAAUCAACUGGUGGACUGCGGCAACUAUCGUGCUAGCUAGCUAACCCCUCCUCUGUUGGUUAGUGACUUGCUCCGAAGCAGACUACUGACAUCAUUACACAUCAUGAGGUGGUGAUUCAAUGACCGGAAAACAUUUGGAAUAAUGGAAUGUGCCUUUUUUAAUCAACAUGGAUAUGCAGGGGUGGGUCCUGCUUAUGUUGAUGUUGGGAAGGAGGGAGGGAGUAGAAUGGGGUUUAAAAGGUGGCAGGUCAUUCAGCUUGAGACAGAGUUGUAACACACACACACACACGUGUUCCAAAGAGAGAUGGGGUGAGGUCAGGGGGAUUGGCAUUCCGGUGGAGUAUGUUGGUGUGUUUUAAACAGUCUCAUAUAUGUGCGAGAGCAAGCAUUUGUGUUCAUUUCUUGAAUGUGACUGAAAGUAUAUUUGUUCCUGUGCGAUUGAUGUGUGUGAGUGCGCUUUAGGUGGGUGUGUGUGAGUGAGUGUGCUUUUACGUGUGUGUGUGUGUCUUCCACCUGGUAGUCUUUUGGAUUGGUUUAAGACUCCCUCUGCUGGGACACUUUUCUUUGUGAACGAUGACCUACACCAUCUUCCAUACACCUUUGCAAUCCAAAAGAUGUGAGACACCUUCAGAUAGAAAAGUGAUGUAUAGAGCGGACACAAUUCACUUUUCUCCAUACGGCAGAGAAGCAGGUCCACUCUAUGCAUGACAUUUCUGUCCUGAUUGCUGUUGUUUAACUCUCUCACGCUUGGUAAAUCCAAAAUGGACAAUGGUGGAUAUGUUAAAGGGGAGGUGAAGCACCUUUUUAAAUGGGAUGAACCCAUGUUUCCUGCACCUUUGAUAAAGGGUUUUGAUGUGUUGUGUGGAGAAUCAACCCAAGGGUCAUGCAAAGGCAUGGCCUUCUUCAAAUACUUUUAAGUGGCAUCCUUCCUCCCUUUCAUUGAUGUAAGCACUUCAGGGAAGGGACUAAAGGAAGGGUGCAUUUAGAGAGUAUUGGAACAUAGCCUGCGUCUCAGAUCUGUGGAUGUGGGAUGCACUGGGAUGACUCCAGUUGUAAAUAUUGGGACCGUUGAGCUGACUUUCUUUCUACGCUCGUCUAGCGAUGUCCUAUGUAGGGUGAUUGUGUAACAGUGUGGAAGCGAUGAAAGAGGACCCUUUUUUUAGAUAUUUUUAAUUUUUUACUUGGUCUCGCGUGUUGUCGAGACGUCAUGGAGACUGAUGUGUGUGUGUGUGUGUGUGUGAGCUCCCAGCAUGCAUUUGGCCUACAGGUCAGAGGAGGAUGGUGGUUGCUUUGGUCUUAAAGUACUGGCCUAAUGUGCUACUGAGUUGGUGUGACUGAAGGGAGGGAGGAGGAGUCAUGUUUAGGGAGAGAGGUGUCAUGGCUGCAGACUGUCCAUCAGAAUAUUGUACAGAAAAAAAUAUUAUUUUUCAAAAUGUUUUUUCUUUUAUUGCUUAUGUUUUCUUUAAAGAAACAUUACUGUAAAGACCUUAAAGAAACAUUACUGUAAAGACCUUAAAGAAACAUUACUGUAAAGACCUUAAAGAAACAUUACUGUAAAGACCUUAAAGAAACAUUACUGUAAAGACCUUAAAGAAAUGCUACUAAUUGAAGGUGGUGAAUGAUUUACCUACUUCUUGCUGAAGAAAAAAUGGAAAGGGAAAGAAAGAUGACUGUACGAUAGCUAGACAGAGCACCGAUAGCUAGACAGAGCACCGAUAGCUAGACAGAGCACCGAUAGCUAGACAGAGCACCGAUAGCUAGACAGAGCACCGAUAGCUAGACAGAGCACCGAUAGCUAGACAGAGCACCGAUAGCUAGACAGAGCACCGAUAGCUAGACAGAGAACUGUAUAUAUUUUUUUCAUUGUUUGUGAUGAGGGUUCCAUGAGAGGUUCUUCCAGGGGGGGGGGGGGACUAGGGCACUGUACUGUCUCUUGUCUAUUGGGGGGAAUGAUUUUUGGAGAGGUAGGUGUGUGGCGCUAUAGAGGUCUGAAUUACAAACUUUGCACCUGUUAUUGAACCUAUACACCAGGGUCUGAUUUCACCCUGCUGAACAGAUCCCAUGAUAUUAUGGACACUGUCAGAUCCACUCUUGUUCACCGCCUGCUGUUCACAUGUGGUACUGGAGCCACCACCAGAUGACAGUAUUUCCCCCACAGACCAUAGUCAUUGACUGAGUUGGUUACUAAGUGAUCAAAGUUCAGUUUUGCGUGUUUUGGAGAGGGUUACUUUUCUUAGCUCUGAAGCACAAGACUAUAGGAACAGAAAGGAAUGUUUGUUUGUGUGGGACAGAACAGUUCAAGCUGAUCCAUCCUCCAUCCCUACAGGUAGAUGUCCCUCCUCCCCCAACACACACAUCUCAAGAGGAUGGACAAAGGCAGUGUCCAGUGUGGUGUAUAUAGGCUUGGAGAAGGACCUUUUUUCACAUAUACAUAUAUAAAUAUGAAUAUAUGUAUAGAUAUAUACUGUAUAUUAUACAUAGAGGCACUAAAGAAGUUGGAUUGUUAGUCGUGCACUCUCAGCAUGAGGUAUAUACCCACAAACGGCUUAUUGAAACCAGUGCAGUAGUGUCCCCAAUGUUUCUGCCCCUGCUCCUUGCCCUCUGUGACCCUGUAGUGCCAGUGCUCAUUCUGUUCUCAUUGUUUUCCAAGUGCCAAUAACUUUGUGAAACCCCUUAACUGUGACCCAAUAUUAUUCAAGGUAAUUGCACAUUAACUAUUGUAAAGAAAAAUCAUUAAGAUAAAUGUCAACAUGGAUUAAAAAAAACUAUCUUAAUAAAAGGUUUGUAACAAAUGA